AUGCCACGCUUCACAGCUCUCACCAACCUUUCCUUUGCCGCUCCCAAGCGUGCUAAAGCCUCCCGCUACCAGCCAUACCCUGCCCAGUCCGUCCGUCGCGCUCUUCGUGCGAGCGCAAAGAGCCCUCUUGGGGCGAUUGGUGUCUCUUCUACCGGUGGGUUUGUUGCGACCCAAGUGACCUCUCCUGAGGUGUUUGGUGGGUCGGGUGAGACCCAAGUAGUUCCUAGAGGAACUAAGCGUCCUUGUCCGAAGGACUUCACCUCCACGGCCCAUAUGGCCAAGCGCCUGGAGGUGGUCACCAUUCGGGCGUUGAGAAGACCCGCUGGGAGGGGACCUCGUGGAUUCCUGUUGUCCACGAGCCCUGCCCGGCGGGUGGCUCUUAAGAGGAGCCUGAGAUUGGUCAGGCACGUAGUCUUUGAACUACAAAUAAGAGGAGUGAUCAGUAUGACGGGUCAAAUCAAUGACCCUUUGCCCUCAUACUGCAACAUGCCUACCACGUCUGUUCUUGCUCCUGUCCCUGUCCCUGCUCCAGUGUCUGCUUCUGCUUCUGCUUCUGCUUCUGCUUCUGCUCCUGCUCCUGCUCCUGUAACCCCUCCCGUUCGUUCUCUCACCCGCUCCUCCUCACGAAUUGUCACCAGUUCUUCAUCUGGAUUCUUCUCUACCUCACCAUCUCCAUCACCUUCUCCGUCACCUCCAUCCUCUCGCUCUCCAUCUCCUGAGCCAGAAACAUCUCUCUCUGUGUUUCAAGCAUUGUCAUCAUCAGAGACAUCAGAAUCAUUAGAAACAUCAGAGUCAUCAUCAGCAAUUACUCCUGAUAACACAUACACCAAGGUGAUGAACAUUGCUGCAGAUACAACACAAAUUAUUACGUCUAGUGUUGUAUCUGUAGUAGGCGCUAUUAAAAAGUUCUUCUCUUGGGAGUAA
This is a messenger RNA of Phycomyces blakesleeanus NRRL 1555(-), 924 nucleotides long. RefSeq lists its product as hypothetical. The coding region runs from base 1 to 924 and encodes 307 amino acids. The transcript has 2 exons. The record is from RefSeq and is a predicted model, not a curated record. Lineage: Eukaryota; Fungi; Mucoromycota; Mucoromycetes; Mucorales; Phycomycetaceae.